UCUCUGUGAGUAAGCUAAGAAUGGUAAUGCAGUUUCAGGGGUUAGAAAAUUCGAGUCACAUUAAUCCUCACCACAGCUGCACGCUGUCAGGAUUUGUCCCGGAAAUGAUGAGUAUGAAGCCUGCGAAAGGUGUACUAACAGAACAAGCGGCAGGACCUCUGGGACAGAAUCUAGAAGUGGAACCGUACUCACAGUACAACAAUGUUCAGUUUCCCCAAGUUCAACCACAGAUUUCCUCAUCAUCCUAUUAUUCCAACCUGGGUUUCUACUCCCAGCAGCCUGAAGACUGGUACUCUCCUGGAAUAUAUGAACUCAGGCGAAUGCCAGCUGAGACUCUGUACCAGGAAGAGAGUGAGGUAGCAGAGAUACCUGUCACAAAGAAGCCCCGAAUGGGCACGUCAGCAGGGAGAAUAAAAGGGGAUGAGCUGUGUGUUGUUUGUGGAGACAGAGCAUCUGGAUACCAUUAUAAUGCACUGACCUGUGAGGGGUGCAAAGGUUUCUUCAGGAGAAGCAUUACCAAAAACGCCGUGUACAAGUGUAAAAAUGGGGGCAACUGUGUGAUGGAUAUGUACAUGCGAAGAAAAUGCCAGGAGUGUCGACUAAGGAAGUGCAGAGAGAUGGGAAUGUUGGCUGAAUGUAUGUAUACAGGCUUGUUGACUGAAAUUCAGUGUAAAUCUAAACGACUGAGAAAAAAUGUGAAGCAGCAUGCAGACCAGACCACUAAUGAAGACAGCGAAGGACGUGACUUGCGGCAAGUGACCUCGACAACUAAGUCAUGCAGGGAGAAAACUGAACUCACCCCAGAUCAACAGAAUCUUCUACAUUAUAUUAUGGAUUCAUAUAACAAACAGAGGAUACCUCAGGAAAUAACAAAUAAAAUUUUGAAAGAAGAAUUCAGUGCAGAAGAAAAUUUUCUCAUUUUAACGGAAAUGGCUACUAGUCAUGUACAAAUUCUUGUAGAAUUCACAAAAAAGCUGCCAGGAUUUCAGACUUUGGACCAUGAAGAUCAGAUUGCUCUGCUGAAAGGGUCUGCAGUUGAAGCUAUGUUCCUGCGUUCAGCUGAGAUUUUCAAUAAGAAACUUCCAGCUGGACAUGCUGACCUAUUGGAAGAAAGAAUUCGAAAGUGUGGUAUCUCUGAUGAAUAUAUAACACCUAUGUUUAGUUUUUAUAAAAGUGUUGGGGAAUUGAAAAUGACUCAAGAAGAGUAUGCUCUGCUUACAGCAAUUGUUAUCCUCUCUCCAGACAGACAAUACAUCAAAGAUAGAGAGGCCGUGGAGAAGCUUCAGGAACCACUGCUUGAUUUGCUACAAAAGUUGUGUAAGAUUUAUCAGCCUGAAAAUCCUCAACACUUUGCCUGUCUCCUGGGCCGCCUUACUGAAUUGCGGACAUUCAAUCAUCACCAUGCUGAGAUGCUGAUGUCCUGGAGAGUGAAUGACCACAAGUUUACCCCACUUCUCUGUGAAAUCUGGGAUGUGCAGUGAGGAACAUCACAGGGGAAGGGUCUAGCUCCUUUUUUCCUCGUAAUAGAUAUCCGAUGUAUAACUUCUUUUAUUUCAUUUGUACCUGGUUUCACUCAAGAAUCUCGAUGAAUAUUUAUGUAGCAAUUAUACAACUUCCACAAUUGUAAAUACCAGGCUAGAUAGAAUUACUUUCUCUACGUUGCAUUUUACAAAGCUUCGGGGAAUCCUACACUCUCUUUGGCAUGCCAUUUGCCAUUUGCCUAACUGAAUUGAUCGUUAUUUCAAUUCUAUCUGUUGAGUUAGGGAAAUCUCAUUUUUCUCUUCAUUUACUGUAUUGCAUAUAUUUUAUUAAAGUGUUGUAUUCAGUUUUGACAAUAAACCAAACAUAAUGCCAACAGG
Galeopterus variegatus (Sunda flying lemur) is the source of this 1859-nucleotide messenger RNA. RefSeq names its product nuclear receptor subfamily 1, group H, member 4 (gene NR1H4). Lineage: Eukaryota; Metazoa; Chordata; Mammalia; Dermoptera; Cynocephalidae. Gene Ontology annotation, biological process: cell differentiation; bile acid signaling pathway; negative regulation of transcription by RNA polymerase II. Gene Ontology annotation, molecular function: RNA polymerase II cis-regulatory region sequence-specific DNA binding; bile acid binding; zinc ion binding. The record is from RefSeq and is a predicted model, not a curated record. The transcript is spliced from 9 exons. The coding region runs from base 21 to 1481 and encodes 486 amino acids.